Messenger RNA from Callithrix jacchus (white-tufted-ear marmoset), 1283 nucleotides. NCBI's taxonomy places the organism in Eukaryota, Metazoa, Chordata, Mammalia, Primates, Cebidae. The record is from RefSeq and is a predicted model, not a curated record.
UGCAGUCUCGUGUUAAGGUGCCCGUCUUUGUCUCCGAGCUUGCGACUCGCGGACCGGCGUCCCCGGCGCAAAGAGGCAGGACUCGGAUUCGUUGCCUGAGCAAUGGCUGCCAUUCGGAAGAAACUGGUGAUUGUUGGUGAUGGAGCCUGUGGAAAAACAUCCUCGCUCAUAGUCUUCAGCAAGGACCAGUUCCCAGAGGCUUAUGUGCCCACAGUGUUUGAGAACUAUGUGGCAGAUAUCGAGGUGGAUGGAAAACAGGUUGAGUUGGCUUUGUGGGACACAGCUGGACAGGAAGAUUAUAAUCUCCUGAGGCCCCUCUCCUACCCAGACACUGAUGUUAUCCUGAUGUGUUUUUCCAUCAACAGUCCUGAUAGUUUAGAAAACAUCCCAGAAAAGUGGACCCCGGAAGUCAAGCAUUUCUGUCCCAACGUGCCCAUCAUCCUGGUUGGGAAUAAGGAGGAUCUUCGGAAUGAUGAGCACACAAGGCGGGAGCUCGCCAAGAUGAAGCAGGAACCUGUGAAACCUGAAGAAGGCAGAGAUAUGGCAAACAGGAUUGGCGCUUUUGGGUACAUGGAGUGUUCAGCAAAGACCAAAGAUGGAGUGAGAGAGGUUUUUGAAAUGGGUACAAGAGCUGCUCUGCAAGCUAGACGUGGGAAGAAAAAAUCUGGGUGCCUUGUCUUGUGAAACCUUGCUGCAAGCACAGCCUUUAUGCGGUUCAUUUUGAACAAGUGCUGUUUAUUAAUCUUAGUGUAUGAUUACUGGCCUUUUUCAGUUAUCUAUAAUUUACCUAAGAUUACAAAUCAGAAGUCAUCUUGCUACCGGCAUGUAGAAGCCAAUUAUGAUUAUUAAUGAUGUCCAACCUGUCUGGCUCACUAGGGUCUUUUUGACACUGCUCUAACAUCCCUCCUCUGCACUCCCACCUGAUACACCAGGCACUAAUUCAAGGAAUUUCCUAACUUCUUGCUUCUUUCUAGAAAGAGAAACAGUUGGUAACUUUUGUGAAUUAGGCUGUAACUACUUUAUAACUAACAUGUCCUGCCUAUCACCUGUCAGCUGCAAGGUACUCUGGUGAGUCACCACUUCAGGGUUUUACUCGUUAACAGAUUUUGUUGGCAUAGCUCUGGGGUGGGCAGUUUUUUGAAAACGGGCUGAACCAGAAAAGCCCAAGUCCAUGCAGCUGUGGCAGUUACAGUUCUGUGGUUUCAUGUUAGUUACCUUAUAGUUACUGUGUAAUUAGCGCCACUUAAUGUAUGUUACCAAAAAUAAAUAUAUCUACCCCAGAC